AUGCGCAGGCCACGGCAGCCAAAGCGAGAGUACAUACAGACGACGAAAUCACCUGGUUUGCGACACAUCCCGUCCCUUCUCUCGAGGAAGACCAGGACGCCGCUGCGGGCCAUUUGUCAUGCGACAGCGCCAGCCAACGACACCCAUGAUGAUGCUCACGACGUCAUCCCUCGCGCUCCUGAGGAGAGCAGCCCUGCCGCUGCUUCUCCUCCUCUUGUCUCAGGCGCUGCUCGCCUCGAGCAGCGCAGACUUUGUCGUCCAGGGCGACAGCGUCGCCUUCAACACGACGGCCGACGCCCACGCCGCCGUGCUGCCGCCGAGCCGGGACCCGUGGUACAGCGCCCCGCCGGGCUGGCGGCUCACCCGGCCCGGCAGCGUCCUGCGGGUGCGGCACGCGCCGCUCAUGGCCUUCGCCGUCCCGUCGGCCUGGACGGCCUACCAGGUGCUCUUCCGCACGACCGACAGCCACUUCGACCCGACGUGGGCGGUGACGACGCUCUUCGUGCCGCGGCCGGGCCCGCGCGCGGAGCGGCAGAAGGGCAGAAAGGGAGGGUACUACAGCCGCCACGAGGCGCUGGUGUCGUACCAGCUGCCCUACGACUCGUGCAACGUCGACGCGAGCCCGAGCUUCGCGCUGCGGAUGGGCGAGCCGUACGGCGAGAUCGGGCUCGCGCUGCGCAGGGGCUGGUUCGUCGCCGUGCCGGACUACGAGGGCCCCAAGGCGAGCUUCACGGCCGGGGGGAUGGCCGGGCACGCGACCAUCGACGGCGUGCGGGCCGUGCUGCAGGGCGUGGGGCCGGCGUUCGGGCUCGGCGGCGGGCAGCCCACGCGGGUCGCGCUGUGGGGGUACUCGGGCGGCGCGCUGGCGAGCGAGUGGGCGGCCGUGGCCGAGAUGCACCGUUAUUGACACCACCCUUGGUCUUUUUACCACCCACAGAACUGGCCGUGCAGUACGCGCCGCACAUGCGCUGGGCGGGCGCCGCGCUGGGCGGGCUGACGCCCAACGUCUCGAGCGUGGGCGCCCUCAUCAACCGCAAGGACACGGCGGGCCUCAUGCCGGCGGGGCUCAUCGGCAUGGCGAGCCAGCACCCGGACGCCUGGGCCUGGCUGAUGCGGCGCCUCAAGACGACGGGCCCGCACAACGCGUCGACCUUCCUGGCCGCCUCGCGGCUGACGGGCGUGCAGGCGGCCGCGCUGUUCGGCUCGCAGAACAUCUUUGACUACUUCGUCGGCGGCGCGGCGGACCUCGCCGCGCCCGUGAUGCGGCGCAUGCUCGACGACGACGGCGUCAUGGGCUACCACGGCACGCCGCCCAUGCGCGUCUUUGUGUACAAGGCCGUGGGCGACGAGCUCUCGGCCGUCGCGGAGACGGACGCGCUGGUCGCGCGGUACUGCGGCAACGGCGCCGACGUGCUGUACCACCGCAACGGGGCGGGCGGGCACGACGCCGAGCUGUUCAACGGGCAGGGCGGGGCGCUGGCGUUCCUGGACGAGGUGCUCGAGGGCGCGGCCGACUGGCGGGGGCGGCGCGGCGGGCCCGGCGUGCAGGCCCGGUGCGAGGUGCGGAACGUGACGGUCAACGUCGCGCCCAAGUGGCUGCCUCGGCUGUUCUUUGCGUGGAACUACUCUUGA
Molecule: messenger RNA, 1632 nt
Organism: Thyridium curvatum
Lineage: Eukaryota; Fungi; Ascomycota; Sordariomycetes; Thyridiales; Thyridiaceae
Exons: 2
Coding region: 1-1632 (543 amino acids)
Biological process (GO): lipid catabolic process
Molecular function (GO): triacylglycerol lipase activity
Source: RefSeq, a predicted model, not a curated record